AUGUGGCAAGGAGUGGUAAUCGAGAGGCGAGGGAAAAGGAAGACGGGAAAACAGGGGAGUAAAAGGGGCUACGAAGAUGCCCGGCAGGGUGGAAGUGAGCUCACCAGCGCGAAGUAUACGGCAAGCCAAACAGCCGCUGCAAACACAAACCAGAACUUCCAUUCCCGCUCCCUCCUCCUCUCCCUGCAAGAUUCUCCCUCUUCAUCCUUUGAGGCUCCCCACGCAUCAACUCGCGUUCCCGUGCUUUUGGAUAUUCUUCGUGCCGUUGCGCCCGCAGAAAACUUUUCUCCCUUGAUUGCCAUCCUCCUGCCUCCUUCGCACUCGCUGCUGCCGCCCCCCGGAAAACUUCGAUCGCUCCAUCUCGGAAUCCCCCUCCCUUCAUCCCGCUCGAAUCGACCGCUCGCGAUCGCAUUCUACCGCACCCUCACUCUUCUUGAGGCGCUCAGCAGCCUGUCUACCUCUUUCUCUAUCCCCUAUUCAGUCGCUCGUCGCUAG
This is a messenger RNA of Penicillium canariense, 495 nucleotides long. RefSeq lists its product as uncharacterized. Bases 1 to 495 code for a protein of 164 amino acids. The record is from RefSeq and is a predicted model, not a curated record. The transcript has 2 exons. NCBI's taxonomy places the organism in Eukaryota, Fungi, Ascomycota, Eurotiomycetes, Eurotiales, Aspergillaceae.